AUGUUCAACAACUACGGCAACGCGAUGGCGACGGAUCCGUUCCGGAAAGUGGAGCAGUACUCGCCUAAGUCGUCGCCCCGUGCUGGAGGGGCUGGGGGGCGGUCACCCGUCGUCGCCCGCCAGGAUUCCUCCGGCACGCUCAAGACCACCAUCCAGCUCGGCAAAAACCCCUCGAUAUUGCACAGUGGACCGUUUUACUUAAUGAAGGAACCACCAGGGGAAGGCGAGCUAACUGGGGCCACGAAUCUGAUGGCACACUAUGGCUUAGAGCAUUCGUAUAGUAAAUUUAGUGGUAAAAAGGUUAAGGAGCAGCUAUCGUCGUUUCUCCCGAAUUUACCUGGCGUCAUCGACGGGCCGGGCCAUCUCGAUAAUAGUUCUCUUCGGAGCGUGAUUGAAAAACCACCGAUCGUGGGCAAAGAACUGCUUCCACUCUCCAGCGUUCAGCUGGCCGGAUUCCGACUGCACCCCGGACCGCUUCCGGAGCAGUACAAACACUUAAAAACCGCACCAACUAGAAAGCAUAAGAAUAAGCAUAAGAAACACAAACACAAGGACGGCGUGGCGCCUCCGGAGCAAUCCGCGCUGGAAGCGGCUGGGCUCGAUACACACGAGAAGAAGCACAAAAAGCAGAAAAGACACGAGGACGACAAGGAGCGUAAAAAGCGGAAAAAGGAGAAAAAGCGCAAAAAACAGCGCCACAGUCCGGAACACCCGGGUGGUGGAGCGACAUCGGUGCCACCACCAACGCAAGUCUAUUAGUCGGACAGACAUCGCAACAAAAUUAGCAGAAGAACGCAAAGAGAAUCAAAAAACCGAACGCAAAAGAAAUUUACCACACCGAGGACAGAACUCUUCGAUGCCCUUUGUCACGGCGGGUGGCGUUCAUACGGUACCAACACGUUUUGUAUAAAUAUUUGCUAUGGCAACAAAGCAAAGGCGAGGGCAUUUUCGACGAGAUUUCCUUAUCCGGAAGUGGAGAGUACCGUCGGUGGAA
This is a messenger RNA of Anopheles nili, 994 nucleotides long. It is a transcript of the gene MED19, whose product is annotated as mediator of RNA polymerase II transcription subunit 19. Gene Ontology annotation, cellular component: mediator complex. The coding region runs from base 1 to 759 and encodes 252 amino acids. Gene Ontology annotation, biological process: positive regulation of transcription by RNA polymerase II. Gene Ontology annotation, molecular function: transcription coregulator activity; transcription factor binding. The transcript is spliced from 4 exons. NCBI's taxonomy places the organism in Eukaryota, Metazoa, Arthropoda, Insecta, Diptera, Culicidae. The record is from RefSeq and is a predicted model, not a curated record.